Molecule: messenger RNA, 905 nt
Organism: Vollenhovia emeryi
Lineage: Eukaryota; Metazoa; Arthropoda; Insecta; Hymenoptera; Formicidae
Exons: 5
Coding region: 105-701 (198 amino acids)
Source: RefSeq, a predicted model, not a curated record
AGGUAUAAAAUCGGACGUCGGGUGACAGGAGGCAUUCAGUGUCGGUGCGAUUCUAAGCUUCACGUCGUCGCUACACAGAAUUUCGAUCACCGGGAGUCACAGAAAUGCAGGACAACCGGUUUUUUAUUUUCGUGAUCCUUCUGGCGUUUUCUACAUCUCUAAAUCUUGCCAGAUGCUCGGUCGGCCAGCACUACGAAUCCACCAGAGAGGGCCAAAAACUGAAAAUCAACGAUAGACGCUCUGCUGGAUUGGUGGCGUAUCCAAGAAUCGGCCGAAAUUCGGAAAUAGCGAGCUUUCCUAGAGCGGAGCGUGCUUUCGGAAUAAUACAUAAGCCCCGAAUCGGACGAUCCGAUGAACCGAGCUUGGGCAAUUUGAAUCGAUUUCACGAUUUACCGGCCGAUGCCGACAUCGAGUUCUACAUUGCACGUGACAUGGAGCCCGACGUUCUCUUAGAUCUCGAUUACGAAGACUACGCAGACAGACCGAUAGCAUUCAAACAUGCUGAUAAAAUUCAGAAAGACGGCUCCUGGUUAAUACCCGAUCACGUGCACGGAUACAAGGAUCUGCGCCUGGCACAAAAAGUCAACGAGCCCCGAUCGUACUACUCUAUUUUGCGAGGUUCUCGAAAUAGUCAAGGUCAAGGAGGGUACACCCCAAGACUAGGUCGCGAGAGCGAGCACGACGCUGGGAGUUUCUUGUAACUUCUCGCCCCAUCUCUGAGCGCGAUUCGCGCCUCGCGGAUUUGACGGAUGUUGACUCGAGGCAAAGAAGGAACUUACUGUCAAAAACGUCAGGAACGUAACGUGCAGUGCUUUUGAUCGUUUUCCCUAUUUGCAUAGGCGACCCACCUUAUCCUUGCACUUUGUACGCAAGUUAUGCAACACAAUACAUAAUCUGCACUUAAA